This is a messenger RNA of Perca fluviatilis (European perch), 1446 nucleotides long. It is a transcript of the gene tpi1b, whose product is annotated as triosephosphate isomerase 1b. Lineage: Eukaryota; Metazoa; Chordata; Actinopteri; Perciformes; Percidae. Gene Ontology annotation, biological process: glyceraldehyde-3-phosphate biosynthetic process; glycerol catabolic process; gluconeogenesis. The coding region runs from base 107 to 850 and encodes 247 amino acids. Gene Ontology annotation, cellular component: cytosol. Gene Ontology annotation, molecular function: triose-phosphate isomerase activity. The transcript has 7 exons. The record is from RefSeq and is a predicted model, not a curated record.
UGAGCUACUCUCUCACGUCCGCUCUCUUAUCCCAAGAAGGUACCUCCCGGUGGACUGUCGGAACCGUUUUAACCCUCAGCAAACGUCCCCUUAAAAACCCGCAAUCAUGAGCAGGAAAUUCUUCGUAGGUGGAAACUGGAAGUUGAACGGCGACAAGAAAAGCCUGGGGGAGCUCAUACAGACCCUGAACGGAGCCAAGGUGGACCCCAAUGUCGAGGUGGUGUGCGGUGCUCCUUCAAUCUACCUGGACUUUGUCAGGUCCAAGCUGGAUGCUAAGUUUGGCGUUGCUGCUCAGAACUGCUACAAAGUUGCCAAGGGUGCCUUCACUGGGGAGAUCAGCCCUGCGAUGAUAAAGGACUGCGGAGUGAACUGGGUUAUCCUGGGACACUCUGAGAGGCGCCACGUCUUCGGAGAGAGUGAUGAGCUCAUUGGUCAGAAGACCGCCCACGCUCUGGAGAGUGGUCUCGGUGUCAUCGCCUGCAUCGGCGAGAAGCUGGAUGAGAGAGAGGGCGGCAUCACCGAGAAGGUCGUCUUUGCUCAGACUAAGUUCAUCGCAGACAACGUAAAGGACUGGAGCAAGGUUGUGCUUGCUUAUGAGCCUGUAUGGGCAAUUGGCACCGGCAAGACUGCUUCCCCACAGCAGGCUCAGGAAGUUCACGAUAAACUGAGGCAGUGGCUGAAAACCAACGUGUCUGAGGCUGUAGCCAACUCUGUGAGGAUCAUCUAUGGAGGCUCUGUGACUGGUGCUACCUGCAAAGAGCUUGGCUCCCAGAAGGAUGUCGACGGUUUCCUCGUCGGUGGAGCCUCCCUUAAGCCAGAGUUUGUCGAAAUCAUCAACGCCAAGGUAUAAAAACCUGGGCAACUGCAAUGUGACCACGUCCAGAUCAGAGGCCAGCUCCGUUCAGACGAUCCAGUUCCAUCACCCCCUCACUCUCAACACUUAGUCCUCUUCCCCUUUUUUAUUUAAAAGUAUUUGUGUAAUGAUGUCAUUCCCUCCUUUUUUCUUUUUUUUUUUUUGUUGGUAUAUUUGUCAUGAAGAAAAGGGACAGGUUGACACAUGCACAGUACCGCACUGAAAAGAGUUCUGUGUGCAUAAUAACUUUACACCAAGUGCUCAAGCUAGAAAUACUUGACAAUUAUUAAACCUUGAGGUGGACGGGCCAGUCCUCGCCUUUACUUUGAAAAGUUUGCCAACUUUUCUUUUGGGUGAACAGUGUCACAGCUUUUUGUCAAUCGGAUGUAUUUGUCUCUUUAAUAUCGAUGUCUCUUUUGUGUAAUUAUGAUGGUUCGUGGCUUUUACCUCCCUGUAGACGUGCAUGAUCCACUCUCUCAUUGGCUCUUUGCCAAGAGGGAAGCGUCCAUUACAUGUUAAUCAUAUUGUGUCAUGGCCGAUGGUUAGAAGGGUAGGAAGGCUGUAAGGAAACACAAUAAACCGUUUAGAAACUG